Messenger RNA from Sapajus apella (tufted capuchin), 1879 nucleotides. Its product is annotated as nuclear pore complex-interacting protein family member B3-like. Gene Ontology annotation, cellular component: nucleoplasm. The record is from RefSeq and is a predicted model, not a curated record. The transcript has 3 exons. Lineage: Eukaryota; Metazoa; Chordata; Mammalia; Primates; Cebidae. The coding region runs from base 1 to 546 and encodes 181 amino acids.
AUGGCACAGGCAGGUCAUGGGUCUGUGGCUCCCUGUGACCUUUACCCUCCUUGCCAAGGGAAAACCCCUCUACUGACCCCACAGUUCCCAUCCCAUGACCAGGGCCAGCUUGCCAAGGAGCUACAGCAGCACAUAAAGUCAGUGACAACCCCAUGCAACUACCUGAGGAAGGUGAGUGAGCACAGACAGAUGGGGCCUGGUGCCCUUGUGCAGUUUCUGGCUCUUGGCUGCCCUACGUCUAUAGGGUGGCCAUGCUGGGGGAAGCUUAGGCAGUCACAAUACUGGCCUUUCCCUUUUUUUUCCCUUCCGUCUGAGUGGAUUAGGGAUGGGGUGAAGAAAGAACAGCUUCUUUCCCUCAGAUUUCUCACCUUAUCCUCUCCCCACCCUAACCAAAGGCUCAGGUCCACUUGUAGGCACACAAAGAAAAGGGUUUUAUUAUUUCCAGGAAUUAAAAUGGACUUGGAAGACCUCUUCAUGGAGAUCUAUGGAAGCCAAAGUGUGAGCUAUAGUACAAAAGGUGACGAUGAAGGUAGACAGUCAUUAUGAAACCUAAAGCCAAAGAAAGACUGUUGAGGAAGAGUAAGAUGUUCAUUGACACAAAUACUGUUGUAUGAACCAUGUGCCAACCAAAGUAGACAACUGCAAUGUCCUUGAGAAUAUUUUCUGCAACAUUUGUGGCAAAUUCAGUGGGUACAAAAUUGAGUUUGUCCUUCUUGCUUGAUUAGUGUAAUCUGUGUAUUUCUUUUCCCUUCUUACAUACUUGUUUGUAAUUUAUUUUAGGGGCAGGAAGUAGUACUGGUACUGGCAUUGUUAAAUUCAAUACUUGGGUCACUUCUGGAUUUAUUUUCACAGUCUUUUAGGUUUUGGUCAUAUUACAUUGUAUUUGACCAAUACAAUGUAUUUAUUUUAAGACUGCCAUACGACUAGUCUUAAAAUUAAAAGUGAGACACUGGUUUAAAAAUAUUUAGCAAUGAAUUGAGGCCUAAUAGCAUGUUGUCUUGCCACAGAAAAGUUGGGAGUCUACUUCUGGGUAUGAUCAGGGGUCCUAGCACGCUUGGAUGCCCUUUAUUCAUUCAGCAGUUGAGGUCAUUAGUACAGGUUCAGUCCCAACAAAGGGCAGGGUAUUUCCUGUCCACUGCUAUUCCUGGAGUAUGACUCUUCUGGGUCCCCACCAAAGCCAGUGGACUUUAGUAGGUAUCACCUUCAUUGGCAAACCCUCAGUCCACUUGUCUUCCAUUGAACCCCAUGCAUGUGUGCAAAAGCUGCUCUGCUUUUUUUGCAGCUCUGUAGUCCCUUCUGGUAGUCAGUGAUGAAACUCAGGGAAAUUGGCCUCAGAUGUGAGACUGAUAGUUGUUCUGGGUUUCCUUCUUCUGCAUCUUGGCUUCAUGUCUCUUUAUUGCCAUGUUAGCAAUUCAGUGCAUUCAAUCAUGGAUUUUAUAUUCUGUCUGAUGUCCCUCAUUGUUCUCAUAGGGCAUCAGAAGCUUCAGAUGCACUUGUAUUUACUCAAGAGCAGAAUGCUUCCUUAGCUUCCCUCCAGAUUUAGGUUUUGUGUUUCUAAGUUCCUAAGUGCACAGCAGGAGUAGUGAUGUCCUCAUUGGCUUCUUAUUUGCAUUAAACUGUGAGCUCCUUUAGGGUGGAGAUGGGACCUUGCUCAUAUUGCAUCCUCAGCACCUUACAACACACUCCUUGCUCCAGGUCACUCCAGACAGCAUGUGCUGGAGGAUGGCCUAGAUGGUCAGAAACGAGUGCAUUCACUUUCUCUUUGAAGUGUUUUUGUCCUUGUUUCCUAGAGUUUGUGACAUUUUACAUGUCUGUCAUAUAAAAUCAAGUAUCAAGUGAGAUCCUUAAAUCCAUAAAUCAAGUAGUGUGAGGGCAACAC